AUGGAUCUGAGUCUCGAUGAAAUAAUUUCAAAGAACCGAACUGCUAGACGGGGACGUGGUUCAAAACUACAAAAUAACCUCAGAAGGACUAGUGGUGGACGUAUUCAAAAGCGAAAGAGUAAUGAAUUUCCUGAACUUUUCCAAGAAUUUGGUGUCCUUCGACGCGCCGCCGUUCAUUACGAUCGCAGUGGUCGAUCUCUUGGCACUGCUGAGGUAAUCUAUACUAAUCGCGCUGACGCCGCCCGAGCUAUUGAGCGCUACAAUGGGUUGCCUCUCGAUGGUCGUCCCAUGAAUAUCCAACUUGUUGGAGGUGCAGGUUAG
Mesocestoides corti is the source of this 321-nucleotide messenger RNA. The record is from the annotation of a GenBank genome assembly. Lineage: Eukaryota; Metazoa; Platyhelminthes; Cestoda; Cyclophyllidea; Mesocestoididae.